UGACAUCAACCUUCUCUUUUGUCUUUGAUGACAGCUGAAACAAAGGAGUGAGGCACCGCAUCUUCUGUUCGCGGAUUUGCGAGCAUGCUUAAGUAUGAUAUGGACGGUCAAGUGUGCGGCCGCAAUCCAGCUCGCAAUCCACGAUGAACCGCCAGAUUCACCACCCAUGUCAUAUCAACGUCUUGCCAGUUGAAAUACUAUCAUACAUAUUCACGCUUGCCACACAUAGCACCUCAUCCACCAUCCCUGAAUUCAAACAAAGAUAUGAAAUCCCGGUCAGUCCUGAAAGUGUCACAAUGCCAACCGUACUGGCGUCUGUACACCGGCACUGGAGACACAUUGCACUAUCCACCUCGACAUUGUGGUCAAGCCUCGUAAUGAGUCUUGAGCAGGUCGUCCGCCGCUUGGCUGCCCAUAUUGCGCGGUCACGAAACUCUCCGGUGGACAUUCUUAUCGAUACUCGAGAUCCAGAAUGGAACUUUGAAGAUGACGGGGAAGAAUGCUCAACUCAGAAUCCGACGUCAUUCCCAUACACCACCUUUAUUCCCCAAAUCCUCGACCUCCUGUUCCCGCAGAUGUACAGGUGGCGUUCGCUGACGAUCCUCAGCGAUACUUGGGCACCGCUUCGUGUUGCCCUUGAACGUCUCAGUGUGCCCACUCUGACAAUGGGCUCAGGCGCUCCGCGCCUUGAGACUUUGAUGCUCAUGCGAUGCAAUGAGUUCUUAGGUUACUUGGACACUUUCUCUCCACGCACCCAUCUGGCAUUUGAUGGGAUACCAUUCGCCGCUUUGAUGGGCGCGCCCCAUCAUGAUCUCGCUACGCAAUCUCACCCCCUCCCAAAACUGCGAAACAUAACUCUCGUCGGUGUUCACUUGAACUGGACACAUUUUUCUUGUUAUACUCUGGGUGCAGCCCUCAAUCCGUCACUCUCACGGGUUUUUAACGGUAUCCAGUCAUUGGAGCUUUCGCAGCACUGCCGUGAAGUCAGACCAACGUUUGAAGAGUUUUCAGGAAUCCUUAAAGCUUGUCCCCACCUGCGCAAACUCGUGAUUAGGGUCUCUGGGCCGAGGUUCGAUGAAGGAGUCCAGUGCAGCGAUCAUCCGGUAUCGCUUCCCCAGCUCGAGGAACUUCACUUAGGAUAUACUAGUGUUGAAGAUGCUGCCAUGCUGCUCAGUCAUAUUCAUGCUCCUAACCUUGUCGCGCUUUCCAUCGAAGAUGCCAAUCACAUCGCCAGUGCUGAUGACGAGGACUCUGACCCUCUCCUAACGUACUGCGCCACCGGCUUACUUGAUUUAUGUGACAUCUCCACGGAAUUCGGUUUGAACCAUGGACCUCACAGCAACUCAGCUGCAUCUAAAGACUCCGUCGUCAGCACGGUCAAGCCGCCAUUUCCACAGCUGGAGCGACUGUCGCUCAACAGUGUCACCGCGUGCAUGAUUCCAUUCAGUCUCUUCAUGGCUGCCGUUCCAAAACUUCGUCAUCUGUCGAUAUGUCGUACACCAAAUGCGCUCGCAGUUCUGUUACCCAUCCAGACGCCUUUCACGGAGGCAUGUACUCGCACCUCGCCCUGCAGUGCCCUCGAGUCCAUCGAAGUCUUCUGCGCCGAAGAACAAACAAAACACGUGCUCGAUUUCGUGCUGAGGGAACGCGAGCUGUGUGGUGCGCCACGCGUGCGUAAUGUUGAGAUACAUUUUGAGGUAUGCUCUGCGGACGUGGGGGAAGAUAUCGGAGAGUAUCAGAUGGUUGAAGACGACACGGUUGGAAACCAGACUAGAUACCGGGAAUGGGCGUCAGACGAGGACGAUCCGUUUGCGCCCGGUGGUGUCUUCAAUGAUCCUGAUUUCGACGAAGCAUAUUAUUAUCUAUCAUAGGCAUUUACGGCCCUUGGAUAUACAUAUAGUACUUGCGCAUGUAAUGCGUCGUUGCAAGAAGCUCAAAUUAGCAUUACCACUGCGAUGAUUGGUUUGGCGUUGAAAAUCCAUUCACGCAUUACAACACAUG
Messenger RNA from Suillus paluster, 2001 nucleotides. RefSeq lists its product as uncharacterized. Lineage: Eukaryota; Fungi; Basidiomycota; Agaricomycetes; Boletales; Suillaceae. The transcript has 3 exons. Bases 144 to 1871 code for a protein of 575 amino acids. The record is from RefSeq and is a predicted model, not a curated record.